GGGAGACUCUGCAUUGUCAGACAUCUUCAGACAAAGAUAGUCCACAAACUCUAGCGGCUGAGUGGGCAGAACCUAGGAAGAAGGGUGAUCUCAUUUUUGAAUUUCAGAAGGUGCGUGUUGUUUGUUUAUCCUUCAAAACUGGGGGGCGUCAUCUGUCCAACGAAGUCAAGUUGGACCAAAGACUGAACAUUCAGUAAUUGGUACAUUUCCAGUGCCAUUCCACACGUAGGACCUCCACUAGCAACAUGGCAGCGAUUGGCAGACUGUCAACCAAGGGCUCAGUGCUCUUACUGUGUGACAUGCAGGAGAAAUUCAGACCCAACAUCUUCCAGUUCACCAACAUUGUCAGCAAUGCAGCUAGGCUGCUACAGGCAGCCCGUAUUCUGGGCAUCCCUCCCAUUGUGACAGAACAGUACCCUAAAGGUCUGGGACCUACGGUGCCUGAACUGGGGGCUGGGGACCUGACAGCCCACGCCAAAACCACCUUCACCAUGAUGACCGAGCCAGUGGAGAAGGAGCUCAAAGCCCUGGGGGACCCCAAGACGGCCAUCCUCUGUGGGAUUGAGGCACAGGCGUGCAUCGCGUGCACAACCUUUGACCUGUUGGAAAGGGGCAUGGAGGUCCAUAUUGUGGCUGAUGCCGUAUCAUCCAGAACCCAGACAGACCGAUUGUUUUCCCUAUCCCGGUUGAGGCAGAGCGGGGCCUUCCUAACCACCACAGAGGCUGUCUUACUACAGCUGGUACAAGAUGCCAAGCACCCCAAAUUCAAAGAGAUUCAGAAGCUUUUGGUACAACCAUCUCCUGACACUGCCCUGCUAGCCUUCUUCAGCUCUCUAUAGAGAAUGUAAUCUCCUUCCUUUUGUCUGUUAAUACAUCUGAAUGACUGUAAACACAAGUACAGCAAUAAAACCAAUGUGUUUAUUCUCAA
Molecule: messenger RNA, 928 nt
Organism: Esox lucius (northern pike)
Lineage: Eukaryota; Metazoa; Chordata; Actinopteri; Esociformes; Esocidae
Gene: isoc2
Product: isochorismatase domain containing 2
Exons: 7
Coding region: 246-839 (197 amino acids)
Cellular component (GO): cytoplasm
Source: RefSeq, a predicted model, not a curated record